AUGCGCACUGGUCCUCUACCGUACCUCUCCUUAAUAUUUCUUUCUAUACUCUCAUACCCAGCCGCAGCGCUCAAUUGGACAGCAACACCCUUCACCCCGCACGCCGUCCCCCUCGCCGUGCGCUCGCCCUACCUUAGUGCGUGGCUCGCCCAGGGCGCGGGCGCCGCACUAAACGAUGCAUGGGCAACCUUCUGGACUGGUUCGAUCGUGGGAUGGGCGGGGUACGUUCGAGUUGACGGCACGCCGUACACCUUCAUGGGUAUCCCCGCGGGGACCAGCCCCGUUCCAGCGAAAGCGAUCCAGAAAAGCUUGAACUGGACAGCGACGCAGAGUACGUUCGUUCUUAGCGCCGGCGGGGUGGACCUCACCGCCACUUUCCUAAGCCCCAUCACCCCUACGAAGCUCGUCAACCAAUCCUUCCCCUUCUCCUACCUCGCGCUCAGCGCCGCACCGAAUGACGGGAAACCGCACACGGUCCAGGUGUACACCGACAUCACGGGCGAGUGGCUCACGAGCAACGCUAGCCUUGUGGCGAACUGGAGCACGAGUGCGGGUGCAAGUGCGGGUGUGUGGACGCACGAGGUACAGCUCGCGCAGCAGGAGGUGUAUGGCGAGGUGAAGGACCGUGUCCAAUACGGGUCCGCUUACUACUCCACCCUCGCCACCCCGAACACGACGUACCAAACUGGAGAAGACACCCUCGUCCGCUCCUAUUUCCUCGCGAACGGCACCCUCCCGGGCACGCAGGACACGGCCUUCCGCGCGGUCUCCGACCGCUGGCCCGUCUUCGCGUUUGCGCACGAUUUGGGGACUGUCGAUGAGGGUGGGGUGGGGCCGGUUAUGUUUGCUGUUGGGCAUGUGAGGGACCCGGCGGUGGAGUAUGUAGUGGGAGGGGCAGGUGGGUCGCAGAAUCGGAGCUUGUAUUUCUGGAGUCAGUACGACUCUGUCGAUGACGCGAUCGCGGAUUUUAUAGCCGAUUAUCCCAAUGCGCUGACCACCGCGGAGGCGUUCGACGCCCGCCUGCAGGCCGACGCGAGCAAGGUAUCGAGCAACUACGCCGACAUUGUGGCGCUGUCUGUACGCCAGGCGAUGGCCACCGUCGAGCUCACUAUAUCCAAAGGGAGCGAUGGUUCGUGGAAUACGAGCGACUCUAUGAUGUUCCUCAAAGAAAUAUCGAGUUCCGGUCUCGCGAGCACCACCGAUGUCAUCUUCGCCUCCUGGCCGCUCUGGCUGUACGCCAAUCCGGCGCUGGGGAAGUAUCUCCUGCGCCCGCUUCUCGCGUACCAGGCGAGCGGGAUGUAUCCGAAUCAGUGGAGCGCGCAUGAUUUGGGGACGUAUCCGAAGGCGUUGGGGCAUAACGAUGGGAAGGACCUGGCAAUGCCAGUGGAAGAAUGCGGCAACAUGCUCAUCAUGGCCCUCUCCUACACCCUCGCCACGAGCGACCACUCCCUCAUUACCACCUACUACACCCUCCUCGACCAGUGGACCCAGUACCUCGUCACCAACUCUCUCAUGCCGGCCAACCAGCUCAGCACGGACGCCUUCGCGGGAUCUCUGGCGAACCAGACCAACCUCGCCAUCAAGGGCAUCGUCGGCAUCAAGGCGAUGAGCGUCAUUGCGAACAUGACGGGGGAUGCGGGGCGGGCGGCGGAUUACAGCUCUGUUGCGAGUGGGUAUGCGGAGCAGUUUAGUAAGCUCGCUAUGGCGAGCACCGGGGGACACUUGACGUUGAAUUACGGCGAUGACCGCAGCUGGGGCCUCGCGUACAACCUGUAUGCCGACGUGCUCCUGGGCACUCAAGUGUUUCCGAAGUUGUUAUAUCAGAUGCAGGACUGUUGGUACGGUACCGUCGCCAGCACGUACGGCGUCCCCCUAGACACUAGGCACACAUACACCGAAUCAGACUGGGAAAUCUGGAUGGCAGCCCUUGCCACUUCCACGCAGACGCGCGACCUCUUCAUCGAAUCCGUGCACAACUACGCCACAUACAACGUUGGCAACAACAGCGAGCCACUAGGCGACUGGUACGACGCGAUCUCGGGCGUGGCACAGGCAUUCCGCGCGCGCCCACAGGUCGGGGCACACCUUGCGCUCCUGCUUAUCAAUGCCACCACAACAAAUGCGGGGAGUCAGGGAUGUGCACUUACCAGCACCAGUUCGUUUCCAGCAUUUUCUGGGACGCAGGGGCCGAGUGCGACCGGCGGGAGUAGUGGUGCGGCGCCGAGCCAUACAAGCCCAGCGACCCGCGUAAUUGUUCGUCCUGUCCUGCUGGUGUCACUGGCAAUUUCCGUACUGGGGCUGUCGUCCGGCGUGUGGGAUCUGAUAUGGUGAUUUCUAGGGUGAAGGGCUUCGACUGUGUGUGUGUCACAUAUUUAUCAUCUUCCGACGCAGUACGCAAUAUUUAGCCACGUAUCUCGAAUUGAAAGCGAUUGACAGACAUUUCAUCAAUC
Molecule: messenger RNA, 2450 nt
Organism: Gloeophyllum trabeum ATCC 11539
Lineage: Eukaryota; Fungi; Basidiomycota; Agaricomycetes; Gloeophyllales; Gloeophyllaceae
Product: DUF1793-domain-containing protein
Exons: 19
Coding region: 1-2331 (776 amino acids)
Biological process (GO): carbohydrate metabolic process
Source: RefSeq, a predicted model, not a curated record